GCAGAGUGAACAUCUCCUCCCUGUUUCAAACAGGGAGAAGAGGAGCAGCCAUGACUGUGAGAGCAGCAGUGACUGGACUGGUUAUCUUUCUUCUCUCUGUGCCAGUGGUCCAGAGUCAGAAUGGCUGGGGAGUGACUUAUUCACAAACUGAAGUCUGUGCCUUGGAAGGAUCAACAGUGGAACUAAGCUGCACCUACACAUAUCCACGUUCUGGCAAUUAUAGAGUUACUAAAUCAUUCUGGUUUACUAAAACACAGAAUAAUGAACCUGUUGAUGUGAGAACAGACUCACAGUACACAGGACAUGUGACGUACAGUUGUGGAGGGAAACGCUGCACUCUGAGAAUCACUAACGUAGAGAAGAGAGACUCAGCUACGUACAAGUUCAGCUUCAUAACAAACCAAGCUGGUGGCAGAUUUACAGGAAACCCUGGAGUCAUUUUGUCUGUCAAAGAUCCAGAUCUUCAGGUGCAGGGAACUUCUUCAUGGUCCAAGCUAGAACUGAAAUGUCUCAGCAGUUGUCUUUCACCUCAUCAUGUCUCCUAUGUCUGGUACAAGAAUGGACACAAAAUCUCUGCAGUAGAAUCUUCUUAUUCAGCCGAGUAUGUUUAUGAAGACAGCUACUCCUGUGCUUUGAAAGGCUAUGAGGAUUUCCCCUCUCCUCUGUACUGUUACUAUGAUUCUUCCUGUAACAAAGUGAAAUACACUCACAGAACCAUCUGCGCCUCCAGAGGCUCAUCAGUGGACAUCUCUUGUUCUUACAGAAGUUAUGAAAGCAUCAGGUCAAAAUUCUGGUUCAGAUCUGAUCAAAGUCAGCAGGGGCAACAUGACCUACGACCUAAAGACCUCAGAGAAGAUUCCCAGUAUGUAAAUCGUGUUCAGGUCACUGAGUCUUGGAGAGACACCACCCUGAGAAUCUCUGAGCUGAGAGAGAGCGAUUCAGCCGUCUAUCGUUUCACAUUUACAGCAGGAAGCUCUGGAUGGGGGACCAGUUUACCUGGUACAACUCUGACUGUAACAGCUCUACAGGUGCAGGUGAUGAAGAUAACAACCCACCAGUCUCACACAGAGGCAGAGCUGAGAUGUUACAGCAGCUGCAGUGAAGCCGAUCGUCUUUCAUACGUCUGGUUCAGGAACGGACAGAAAGUUGCCCAGGAGAGUAAAUCUACUACUAAAAUCAGAUAUGAUCCUGAAGAUGAGAUCUACUGUGCUUUAAAAGGACAUGAGAGAUUUCCCUCUCCAUCAGUGUAUGCUCCCAAAGUUUCCUCUGUAGUUUUGAACUCCACUGGUGAGAUAGUGGAGAGCUCCUCUGUGACACUGACCUGCAGCACUGAUGCUAACCCAGCCGCUAAUAUCACCUGGUUGAAGAAGAACGGACGCCAAGACUUUGAACCUUUCAGCAGUGAACAACAGCUCAUCUUCAGCUCCAUCCAGUCCUCUGAUGCAGGAGAGUAUAGGUGUAGAGCAGAGAACAGUCUGGGGCGGAGAACAUCUGCACACAUCAUUAUUGAUGUCAAAUGGUCAAUGAAAUCAGUAACUGCUGGAUUGGUCACUGUUAUUUUCCUGGUUAUCAUUCUCCUCUCCAUCUUCCUGUUGAUAAGAAAAAAGAGAUCCUCAGGAGAAACCAACAAGCCUGGAGGAAGGCUGGGCAAUAACAGAGAGCUCAAUAUGGCCUCAGCUAAUGAUGACCCACCAGCUUCAGCACGAAGACAGCCAGCUGAGGAACAGGGAGAACUGUGUUACGCCACCAUAAGCUUCUCAAGAAACAGUGAAGAUCCUCUCUACUCCAACGCUUUGCAAACUAAACUCGACAGACUGAGGACCAAAAAUGAUGAAGAGGAGGAUGAGGUGGAAUACUCUGUGGUCAAAAUUACAAGUGCUCGUUCCCUCCCAGAAUCAAGAUGUCAGGAGGUUGUUGAGGAUCCAUCUGAACUGUACAGCACGGUCAACAAGAAACCAAGAGCAUGAAUGUAAAUUACAAAUAAAAACAAAUUAGUUAAUUUAUUAUUAAAACCUGUCUUUACCAUUUACUGCCAUUCAUUUAGAUGGAACAUCUUCAACCAGGAAGGGGCGGGGCCAGCGUUGCUUGCAGAGCACCUGGAUGGAUUGUUGUGUUCAGUUAUAAAGCAUCAAAUUAGUCCUUUAUUUUUGAAAAAGGUUAGUUAAGCUGGUGAAAUUACAUUGCUGGUGUGGAGGCUUGCAUUGACUCACUACAGGUUAAAAAAAUACAGAUUUUGUGCGAAUUAUUUGCACGAAAAAAUCUCUGGUGACCUUUCUGAUAUUUUGCCAUCACAGCUGUUUUUUUGUCUUAUAGAGUCUUUACACUCUGUGGUUAUUGGUGUUUAAUGUAGAUAAUUGCACUGAUGAAUGUUAAAAAUAUCUGAUAUCUUUUAUAGAACAAUAUUAAUUUAAUGAAAUCUCUCUAAAGCUGUGAGGUUGUUCAAGUUCAGUAUUUUAUUUUCCUUGUUUUAUUCAGUCUGAGGUAGCUAUCAGGCUAAACAACAGUCUUUGUUACUGUUUGUCUGCUUUUUGGUGUUAAUAUCAGAAAUAUGAAAGGUCUAUGAGUCGUACUCUGAUCUGAUCUUUUUUAGUCACACCUUUCCCAAACCAAAACUUUAGAAAAACAGUUCAGACUGAAUUUGUUUGUUCAUGCUUUUAUGUAUUUUGGCAGCUUUGGUGCCAGUUUUUGAUAAUGCUGACAAAGCAAUAUUUAAGUGCAGAACUCUCUUUGUUACUAUCCAAAGUCAUUCUGUCCAUUAUUUAGCCCAUUUAUUCUAUUUGGGGUCAAAGGGGGCUGGAGCCAAUCCCAGUGGUCAUAAGGCGAGAGUACACCCUGGACUGGGCGACAGUCAGUCACAGGGCUGACAUGUAGAGAUGACCAGGCGUGCUCACAUUCACACCUAAGGGCUAAUUAAGGGUGACCAAUUAACAAGCAUGUGGACUGUGGGAGGAAGCCAGAGUACCUGGAAAGAAAGAGAACAUGAAACACAGGAAAGGCCGUGUAUGACAGCAGUUAGAAUCAGGAACCUUCUUACAGUGAAAAUUAUUUGUUUAUUUGGAUCCCCAUUAGCAUCAGCAUUCACUCUGGACUAUUCUUCCUGGGGUCAGUAAUCGAUUUUUUAAACUGAAGAUGCAGAAUUUUAAUCUGGCUCUUGAUUUGGAGGGAUUUUAGAAUCUUUGUUUUUAACUUUCAUAUAUUUUAGAUUAUAUCCUGAAUAUUUUGAGUUGUAUCUCUUUUUAACAUUUUGUUUUAAGCUGUUUUUCAUGUUUAAUUUAUUGUGCUGUUGAUUAAUUUUUUUGUUUUAUUGUUUUAGCAUUAAAUUAUUCUGUUUUGGUUUAGUCCAUGCAUUGUUGUUCAUUUCUGUUUUAUUUCCUGUUUCUAUAAGUUGUGAAACACUUUGUGCUUCAAGCUUUUAUAUAUGAGACGUUUCUGUAUAAAGUUGAAUUGAUUUGAGUUGAGCAUGUGGGCUUCUUGGUUUACAAAGAUGUAUUGGUUUGAUAUUUUAUAGGAAAAAUGCUGAUAAAGGUGCACUGAUAUUUGAUAUUGUUUUAUUGUGAUAUUGUGAUAAUAGUAACAGGAAACUCAAAUUAAAGCUGAUUAGAUUAUUGAGAUUUGAAUAAACAGUGACAGAGCUCUGUGUCUGAAAGUACAGGAGAAUAAUGGGUUAAAAUAGUAUUUUAAACAGUAAGAUAAAACAGCUUUCUAUGCAUUAGAUUGUCUUCUUUCAUAAUUCCUCUGAAUGUGAAUAUUUAGUCUAAAUGUCUCUCAGAUAUUGUUAUCUCUCUUGUAUUUGACUGUUAUUGUUUGUUUUCAUUCAUAAAUGAUAAGGAAUCUCCAGUUCAGUUUAAUGUCAAAGGUCACCGUGGCUCACACAAGAUUAAAAAAGCUGAACCACAGCAUGAUGGAACCAGAGACGAUAAGCUGCAGAGCCUCAGUGAACCGAUCUUCAACGUUAAAAGAAACCCUGCAUGAUGAGACAAGUUCAUCUUGUUGGACAGAUAUUUGUAUCCCUCAUAUGUCUAUUGAACUAAAAAACUCAGUAGAUAUCUGCAUUUUGAGUAAUUUGAGUUUAUAAACUCACCAGGAGGCCGCCAUGUUUUGGUCUGCACUGGCACUGUGGCAUCACUUAGCCGCAGCGCUCCUCGCCGUUUCUACGCAGUAACCACUGUUUCAGACUGACAGCCAGUGUUAGGGCUGAUCUCAGAGACGCUGCACGUCUCACACACGGAGAAUUUUAUGAUUUGAGGUCUCUUCUGUUUUUUUCCUUGCACCACCAGCGGUGGUUUUAAAAAUAUUCAACUCCUUCCUGAAAAUAGUCGCUGUGAACAUUUCAUAAAUGCUUUACCCUGACCAACAUUAACCUUUAUCAACAUCUCAUUAAAAACCUUGUAGCUAAGUUUUCACAUUGACACUAUAUUGAGUUUUAUAAAACAUCUUUGUGUCUCAAACUGACAGUGAAGAGUUUCACAUUCUUGUUCUGCACUUUUCUCACACUUUUGACCACAGACAGACCCAACCAAGC
This is a messenger RNA of Cheilinus undulatus (humphead wrasse), 4522 nucleotides long. RefSeq names its product sialic acid-binding Ig-like lectin 12. The coding region runs from base 51 to 1967 and encodes 638 amino acids. The transcript is spliced from 11 exons. The record is from RefSeq and is a predicted model, not a curated record. Lineage: Eukaryota; Metazoa; Chordata; Actinopteri; Labriformes; Labridae.